GGGAUGAGGGGAAAGAGAGGGAUAUAUAGCCAGCCCCAUAUAGAAAGGUGCGUGCAUUUAUCCUUUGCAGCGUCCUAUCCAGCUGUGGAAACGAACUUGAAACUUUACCUCUAACUGAACAGGACUGCCUACCUUGAAUCAUGGUGUCAGCUGCUUUUCAGAUCAUGGGCAUGGCCCUGUCUGUAGUGGGCUGGAUUGGGGCCAUCAUCACGUGUGCCUUGCCUAUGUGGAAAGUGACAGCUUUCAUUGGUCCCAACAUUGUGACAGCCCAGACCACUUGGGAGGGACUGUGGAUGAGCUGUGUAGUACAGAGCACUGGCCAGAUGCAAUGCAAGGUUUAUGACUCCAUGCUGGCUCUACCUCAGGAUAUGCAAACCGCCCGGGCUCUCAUGGUCAUAUGUGUGCUUGUGGCCCUCUUUGGCCUGAUGGUUGGCAUCGUGGGUGCCAAAUGCACCAACUGUGUGGAGGAGGAAGACGUCAAGGCACGUAUCAUCAUUGUCUCCGGUGCCAUCUUUGUGGCAUCUGGAAUCCUUUGCCUCAUCCCAGUCUGUUGGUCAGCCAAUACUAUAAUCCGGGAGUUCUACAGUCCAUUAAUUGUGGAGGCUCAGAAGAGAGAGUUGGGCUCAUCCCUCUACAUUGGCUGGGCAGCGGCUGCUUUGCUGAUCCUCGGAGGAGGAUUGCUGUGCUGUAAUUGCCCCAAGAAAGAGAGCAACAACUACAGUGCUCGCUACACAGCUGCUGUCUCUCAACCCCGCAGCGAUUACCCCAGCAAGAACUACGUUUAAGAGAGUCGUGUCAUUGUGUUGAUGCAGUCAGUUGCCAUCCUGAAAGCUCAUUACUGGUGGAUUCCUUGAGAGUAGCAGAACUACGUAAUGAACAUCCCUAUGGAGAACAGAGCGACCUGCUCCACAAUUUCUCAACAUUUCUGGCCCAUCAGUAUUUUUUCUCUCUCACUGUUACCACUAACUAGAUUUAUUUCCACGUGUUUCAGCUCUUCUUUUGAAGAGAAUCCUUGAUUUGUGAUAGAAGAAUUCAGUAUAGGUAGAUAGGUAUUGAAUCGAUGUCCUAUUUUCAAGUAGUUUGUGAUAAAUGCCUUUGGGUGUUCUUGCCCCCUCCCCUCCAUUACACAAUCCCAAAUAGCCUGUAAUGGCUCAGAGUCAUAUCCUGUUCAAUAGGAUGGGGUGGGGUGGGGGGCAAAAAUGGUUACUCUAUAUCUAUGUUUUUGAAGCUGUGACAUGUUGUACAGUAUUUUAUGAAGAAAGGGGAUGUGGCCUUUUAGACCUGUUGUUUUUAAUUUUUUUGCAAUUGCUGUUGCAUGCAUUUCAUACCAAAAGCCAGUUUUUUCC
Molecule: messenger RNA, 1346 nt
Organism: Pseudonaja textilis
Lineage: Eukaryota; Metazoa; Chordata; Lepidosauria; Squamata; Elapidae
Product: claudin-4-like
Cellular component (GO): bicellular tight junction; membrane
Molecular function (GO): structural molecule activity
Source: RefSeq, a predicted model, not a curated record